Atta colombica is the source of this 899-nucleotide messenger RNA. RefSeq names its product pseudouridine-5'-phosphatase-like. Gene Ontology annotation, molecular function: phosphatase activity. NCBI's taxonomy places the organism in Eukaryota, Metazoa, Arthropoda, Insecta, Hymenoptera, Formicidae. Bases 187 to 882 code for a protein of 231 amino acids. The record is from RefSeq and is a predicted model, not a curated record. The transcript has 5 exons.
UUUAGCAGCAAAAACAGUUUAAUCAGUUUAGUACAAUUCAGGAUUCACGAUAACAUCAGAUAACAUUGUAUGCAAAUCGAGAAGCUAGCACAUCGUAUUCUCGUUCAUCUUCAUUGUUCCAUCUCAUUUGAUGCGUUCGAAACAUUAGAUUUCUAAAUAUCUCUAUUCUAAAUAUUAAGUUGCAAAAUGUCCAUCGAUACAUACAACAAAGUCACGCAUUGCAUUUUCGAUAUGGAUGGUUUGUUGCUCGAUACAGAACAUCUGUACACCAAGGCCUUCAAUCGUAUCGCUAAUCGUUAUGGUAAAGAGUUCACGUGGGAGCACAAGGCGCAAACAAUGGGUUUUAAGACCAAAGACAUUGCUGACUAUAUAAUUAAGACAUUAGAAUUACCGUUAACAAAGGAUGAAUUCAAGGAGGAGAUUGUUGGACUCUAUCAGGGAUUGUUUCCUCAUACCAAUCCCAUGCCAGGCGUCGUUAGGUUAUUGAAGCACCUGAAAGAAAAUAAUAUUCCGAUUGCGCUAGCCACGAGCUCGGACCGAAAAAACUAUGAAUUGAAAACCAGUCGCUGGCACGAUCUCUUCGAAUUCUUUCAUCACAAAGUACUCGGCGGUUCGGAUCCUGAAGUCGUGCACGGAAAACCGGAACCUGACAUAUUUAUCAUAGCUGCCAAGCGUUUCCCUGACAAUCCGAAUCCUUUGAAGUGUUUGGUUUUCGAAGAUGCGCCGAAUGGCGUGAAAGCGGCACUUAAAGCCGGAAUGCAGGUUGUUAUGGUGCCUGACCCGAUGCUUCCCAAACGUUAUACGACCGAAGCGACUCUAGUCUUAGAUAGUCUGGAGAAGUUUGAACCGGAAAAGUUUGGACUACCUCCAUAUAAAAUAUAAUACAACUUUCUCUGAAU